UAAUGACGAUGCAUACACACAUCAUUUCCUUUUUCAGGAGGAUGAAAUAAUUAGUCAAAAUCUAUGUUUACGCAGCAUCUAAUCCUUAUAUCUAUUAUGGCUCGAAUCCUAAUAGUAAAUAAUGUUCAUAUUUAUAAGCAAACACAUUCAUUGUCGUCUUAUUCAGAUUUUACACGCCAGAAGAACAGAAUAUACCAAUUACCAGGUUUGAUAACAAAUACUUCCUCAGUAGAAAAAUACCAUGAAAAGAACUGCUCUUCUCAUCGUCGCCAUUGCUGUUACCACCGUUGCCGAUGAUAACACGCUUGCGACAAAGAUCGCACGGUAUGGAGAUUUAGGAUUGAACGACGACAACUCCAUCGGAAAUGCAACCUUAAUCGAUUCUUUUCUUGGAAUUGAGGCCACUUGUGUUCGAUGCUCUUCUCCAUGUUCUGCGUAUUGCUGCUGGGUUCCACCUACGCGAUACUGCUACUUCAAUGGACGGUGUUGGUGCAUAUCAAAGUAAAUUGUAUAGAUAAUUAAAUUGCCGAUUUCGUAUAUCUACAUAUGUACAAUGAUACCCUGGGUCUAUACACAGUUUUUUUAUUUUUGUUAAAUAAAAACAAUUUUAAAUAUGAUAUGUA
Messenger RNA from Folsomia candida, 623 nucleotides. RefSeq lists its product as uncharacterized. The record is from RefSeq and is a predicted model, not a curated record. The coding region runs from base 242 to 505 and encodes 87 amino acids. NCBI's taxonomy places the organism in Eukaryota, Metazoa, Arthropoda, Collembola, Entomobryomorpha, Isotomidae. The transcript is spliced from 3 exons.